This is a messenger RNA of Cryptococcus wingfieldii CBS 7118, 1938 nucleotides long. RefSeq lists its product as hypothetical. The transcript has 4 exons. The coding region runs from base 1 to 1938 and encodes 645 amino acids. NCBI's taxonomy places the organism in Eukaryota, Fungi, Basidiomycota, Tremellomycetes, Tremellales, Cryptococcaceae. The record is from RefSeq and is a predicted model, not a curated record.
AUGAGCCGGCCGAGUCCUCAUGCUCCCACCUCGACUCGAUCCGCCUCUUCGCCCCCAGUGGGCCGCUCUCCAAUUGGCAGGGACACCACCAACGCAGAGUCGCAUUUGCAUCCUAGCGACCAUCUGGCUGCUAUCGACCAGGGUCUGAAUGAUACAAGGGUGCCACCGCCGAUAUACUUGAGAGGAUCGAGUGCGGGGGGUAUCAGUAACAAGGGCGAGAUCAAAAUUCAUCUAUCACAAUGGUAUGGCUACGUUCAGACUACUAUGCGCCCAAGCUCAAGUGAUUAUAGGAGAAAAGCCCAAGUCCGGCCGCCUCGCCCGUUCGACAACCUGUCUGACCAAGGUAUCAUCAGUCCACCAAGCGAGGAUACAGUCGUACAAGGCUCGCUAGAAAUCAUCAUGAACGAGGGCGUCCGAGCCAAAGCCAUCUCUGUUGGUGUCCAGAGCGUCUGUCGGUUGUACCUGGGCCUGGACAGGGGGUGGGAGGAAGACGGUAUCUUUGAGCGGGGGAUUGAGAUACUGGGAGACCGCGAAGAAGGGAUCUGGCUGGAAAAGGGCAGCCAGUCGUUCAGUUUCACCAUUGUUCUUCCUGGCACCCUCGCCGUCACCGCCAACAGCACUUUCGGACGAGUGACCCACAUCGUCACUGCCAGAGUCGAGGGAGGGGAAGCCGCAUCGUACUUUUCUUCCUUUAUCAGCAAAGCGUUUUCUCCGCCGUCCAUCCCCAGCAAGAUCUCCAACAUAGGGGAUUUCGAUAGGGUCAUCGCUCGUUCAGACGAGCUAGCCCUGCGUAGAUCCCGGAGCGCGUCAACUUCUCGAGCGGUGCCCAACAACGGUCCGGCCAUGGACGGCCGGACAUCUCGCGACUCUGAAGAUUCCGGUCAAGGUAGCACCAUCGUCACAGCAGAAGGAUCACCAUCCGUCUUGGGUCUAUACACCAGACGACCAUCCUUUGAAUCAUCUCCCGCACGCUCGCCCCGUCGACUUCCAAUCACGCCAGAUGGAGAGUGCCCCAGUCCCGUGUUCAGCCCUCUGAAUGGAGAGAAGAGUGGCUGGAUGAAAGGCGAUUUGACGUCACAUGACGGCCUCAUUGUAUUUGCCGUAUCGCCGUAUACAGGCGAUGGCAUGACUUUGGAUGUCCGGAAAGAAGGGCUCGUCGAUGGCCUGGGUCUGUGGAGGUUCACCGCUGGUGCUGAUGUCUUUACGGUAGGAUCCGUCCUCAUGCUAUCCGUCUCCAUUUCAAGUCCCUCGCCGAAAACCACGAUAUUCUACACGCGCUUUCUCUUGUCUGAAGAUUACACCAUCACAUCCCCUCGUACGCCCAACCUGCCUGCAACGAGGCCUGAAAGCGCUCAACGACAUUUGCUCUACCAGCUCGGACGGCCGCAUAAGCCAGGCGAGAAGAGGCCAGGCAGGGAUGUUGAUGCACUCUGGCGCGGUGCGGGGGUUGGGGGCUGUCCAGAAGAGGCGGGGUGGAAAAUCAAAGCCAUGGCGAGGGCCCCUGGGCAUAUGAAGAUUAAGCCUACAACACAUGAAAGGACCAUCACUCCACUGCGCAUCUCUCACGAUCUCAUUUUUCAGAUCUACUACUCUGUCGAUGGCGAAAAGGUAGAUGGGGAGCCUAUCGACGGCCCCGGGGAACUGCGAGUCAUGCAGAUCAAGGUCCCGGUCAUCAUGUCAUCCUGUCACUGUGUGAAAGAUGCUCUCAGCUUGCCCACGUAUGAGACGGCUCAGUGUGCUCAUCGAGGAGACGGUCCAUUCUUUGACAUUCCGAUGGAUCUCAAGAUGUACUGCGUAUGUCGGUCUUCCUUCGCAGAGCUCGGGGAGGCUGCGAUGAGGAGGUCACAGGGGAACGAGAGGGAGGAACACGAGGAGCGGCCGGUCGAGGGGUCGGGAGACAAAGCCAGGGAGGAUAUGGCGAAUCAGGGGUCAAAUUGA